AUGUCCGACGCCGGCGACAGACGACAAGCGCUCCGAGCGGGCUCUGCGUCGCACAAGUACAGAGCCGGCAUUCUGGCAAACAAGCCGAGGACGAAGCCAGUCGCAUGCCGCCGCUGCCAUGCACGCAAGGUCAAGUGCUCGGGCGGCAAACCGUGCACCAACUGCAGACAGCUCGAAUGCCCUGAUGAUUGCGUCUACCCCGCCCGCGACCGCCAAGUGCGAGUGAGCCAGAAUUACAUCGAGGAGCUGCUGGAGGAGAACGAGCGCCUGCGCGAGUCAAGCCACUCCUCCACUACCCUUCCCACCCCCAACCCAACCACUGCCCCCGAGAAUGAACAGUCUGCCGAUGCCUCUGAGAACGACGAGACUGUGCGCAACCCUUUGCUCGAGGACCGCGCCUGGUUCUUUCCCAUGAAUACGUCCGAGAUGCCCAUCCACAUUGGCGAGGCAGCCGACGCCGCCUUUGCAACACGCUUCCGCCAGGCCCUCUCCGACACGCCACACAGGCACAUUCCAAGAACCCACUACGUGACUGAUGAGGAGCUGAUGGCUCUGACCGACAUCGACUGCCAGUGGCCCACUGCCCCGCGCGCUCGCUUCCUGGUCAAGGUUUCUCUCAACACCAUCUGCCAACGCUUCCAUGCCGUUCGCAAGAGUGCUCUCCUUGACGGCCUCGAAAUGGCAAUUCGCAAUCCUACAGGCUGCGACGAGCUUUUCAAAUGCAAGCUUUGGGCCAUGUUUGCCUUGGGAGAGGUCUUCUCCACUCGCACCGUCUCUGCCCAAGGCUUUUUCCCAGGCCUGGUUUACUUCGCCCGUGCGAGCAGGAUGCUACGCGUAGUAGGCGAACGCCCAAGGAUCGAUUCGAUCGAGAUACUGCUUCUGCUUUCGUUCUAUUCUCUGACCGUCAACAGGCGCCAUGCUGCAUACUACUUGGCAAGCUCUGCAGUGCGUCUGAGCAUUGUCAUGGCAUACAUCUGUGAUCGAAUGUGGGCCUCGAAGCUCGGCCAACCUGCGUCUAUCCUGGAUGAUGACAUUGAAGUCGACCUGCCAUCCAGUGAGGGACUGACAGGUCCUCAGGCCAGGGAUUUCGGCGACCCGGAUUACAUCAUUGCAAGCAUACGCUUAGCCAGACUGGCCACGCAUAUCAUUGCCUCGAUAUACAAGAGAAAAGGGCAGCACGGAGCCUUCUCCCAAAGGGUCCAGCAGGCGUUGCGAAACUUGAGGAGUUGGGUCGAAGAGCUGCCGAGCCAUCUGCAGCUCGACACGGAGGAGUCUUUACAAGCAAAGUCAAAGCCCAUUAUAUACUUACACCUAUCUUUCAACCAGUUUGUCGUUCUUGCAACGCGACCCAUUCUCCUGCACGUUUUCCGCACAUAUCGAGAAUCUUUACGGACGCCGGCAAGCUCACCAACGCCAAUCCCCGAAACAGCCCUCGCUCUCGCAGAGGCCUGCAUCCGCUGCGCGCGGCAUUCCUAUCGUCUGCUCACCGAAUCUUGGAUCGACGGCGCCUUCGCCACCUUCGGCUACUUCGACACGCAGUAUCUUUUCUCGGCCGCUACGAUCCUAGCCAUCUCGAGUUUCCUGAACAGCAAAGAUGCACAAAGCGACGGGGAUCACUUCGAAACGGCGGCGCAGUUCCUUGGCCAGCUGGAGCAAAACGGCAACUUCGCAGCCAAGGAGUUCUGCCGGCAUAUUGAUGCUAUGCGACGGAUCAUGCAGGAGGCGCGCGGUACUGAAACGUAUGCUGUCAACCCAUCUGCGCCACAAUCCUCUGCAGCCGCCGGUGUAGUCCAAGGCGAGGAAGUCCAGUAUACGCCGGGCUCAAUGGUGACGGCGGGAAUGGCGCUGGCAGAGCCGUCGUUGCAAGAGUUCCUGUCCCAGCCGGAUAUCGACUUGAGGUUUAUCGAUACAUCGAUAUACGAUGGAGGGCUGCAGAGCUUGUAUUGGCCCGAAUUGCGAGGUGAGGAUUGGAUGGGAGGCGGUCCUUGA
Molecule: messenger RNA, 1989 nt
Organism: Lasiodiplodia theobromae
Lineage: Eukaryota; Fungi; Ascomycota; Dothideomycetes; Botryosphaeriales; Botryosphaeriaceae
Exons: 6
Coding region: 1-1989 (662 amino acids)
Biological process (GO): positive regulation of transcription by RNA polymerase II; DNA-templated transcription
Cellular component (GO): nucleus
Molecular function (GO): sequence-specific DNA binding; zinc ion binding; DNA-binding transcription factor activity, RNA polymerase II-specific
Source: RefSeq, a predicted model, not a curated record